Molecule: messenger RNA, 2781 nt
Organism: Drosophila melanogaster (fruit fly)
Lineage: Eukaryota; Metazoa; Arthropoda; Insecta; Diptera; Drosophilidae
Exons: 5
Coding region: 74-2173 (699 amino acids)
Source: RefSeq, marked reviewed
CCCCGCUCAAUGAUCAAGUGACGUGCCACCAAUAUAACCAUUGGCCGGCCAACAGCACUCUUUCGACUGCGGAAUGGGCAUCAACGUCAGCAGGACGGCCGACCUGGGGUCCAACCAGUGGCUCCAGCGCUUCGUGGGCCGCCAGCACAUCGCCCACGAUGACGAGGCCUUCUGGAACGGGCUGCUCAACUACAACAUUGUGCUGCCGGAGAACAGUCAGGACCAGCUCAACCUGGACAGCCGGCUAGAGGCGCUGUGCCAGUCGUUCAUCGGCAAUAACCUGAAGACGGGCAACUUUGGCUCCCUGGUGACCGUGUUCCUGGAGAAGACCAGCGAGCUGCUGUCGCUGUCGGACCAGGAAAGCAACAUGCACGUCUGGCAGACCUUCAACGCGCUCUUCAUCAUCCGCAGCCUGGUCAAGUACAUCAACGAGACGGGCUCUGAGUUCCAGCUGCUGCAGCACUUUGAGGCUAUGCCGAAUGCAGAGCUGCUGCAAGCGGCAUUGGAGCAGCAGCAACAGACGCCGGCGGAGAGCGCCACCAUUGCCAUGGAGGCCACCGAACAGUCGGCGGCGGCUGCGGUUCCAGUGAUUGUGGACGGAUCUAAGUUUGAGACCUUCAUCGAUGCCCUGGUGAACCUAAUCGUCGUGAUUCCCGUCAAGGAGUUCACCUACCACCUGCACCUAGAGGCCGUUAACAUGCUGAUCACCCUGCUGUCAGUGCAUCUGUUUGCCCAACAGCCCACGGACAAGUCCAUCGUGUUCCGGACGGUCUUCAAGUGUCAGCACGCAAACGUGCUGAUGUCGGCACUGCUGCAUUUUGUGGCGCGUAUUGUGGAGGUGCCGCACACCAUGUUUGGGUCCAGCUCUGCUGGAUCCUUUGUCUUUGGCAUCGCGGAGUCGCUGCUUUCCAUCUUCACGUUCCGUAAGCAGCCAGACAUACUGAAAGCGGGCCAAGCAGCCGGCGGUGGAGAGCUCUCGCAGCGAUUCCGUACCCACUACCCACUGGCCAACCAGAGCCUGUUGCUGAUCCUGAUACUGACUAACCACUGCACGGCACAGGAUAACGCCUAUCGGACUAGCCUUUUCAGUUGCGCCGAUUCAAAGGAUUCACCAAAACAGGGAGCUGUCUCCUUCCAGAUCGACUUCUCGGCGGUAUAUGAGACAUUGUGUACCAUCGUUACCAUCGACCAGGCCACGCUGCUGCUCUAUCUGCUGCUCCAUCGCAACGAGCGCUUCUACCGGUUCGUCAUGCAGCAACAGGACUUGGAGCAGUUGGUGAUCCCCAUCCUCCAGACACUGUACAACGCCCCCGAUAGCAACUCACAUCACAUCUACAUGUCCUUGAUCGUGCUGCUGAUCCUGAGUGAAGACGAGGGCUUCAACAAGAAUGUGCACACCAUAAUGCUAAAAAACAUCACAUGGUAUACGGAACGCACCAUAUCGGAGAUAUCGCUGGGCGGCAUCCUAAUCCUUAUCGUCAUCCGCACCAUACAGUACAACAUGCUGAAGAUGCGCGACAAGUACUUGCACACCAAUUGCCUGGCGGCGCUGGCCAACAUGUCCGGCCACUUCCGCGCUCUACACCCUUACGUGGCACAGCGACUGGUCUCGCUGUUCGAAACGCUCGCUCGGAAGCAUACGCGCCUGGAUGCGCAGCUCAAGGAGCCGGCCGAUAGCGCAGUGUUUGUGAACGUCUCGACGACCCCGGAAGACAUGCUACAAGAUCUGAGCGUGCUGGAGGAGGUGUUGCGCAUGGUGCUGGAAAUCCUAAACUCCUGCCUCACAAACCAGUUGGUCUACUGUCCCAACUUGGUGUACACUCUUUUGUACAAGCGCAGCGUCUUCGAGGGCUUCCGCAGUCACCACGCCUUCCAGGAUGUCAUCCAAAACAUAGACAUGGUUGUCGGUUUCUUCUCCUCGCGUCUGCAGCGUGUCCAGGAGCAGAGAGGCGAGCUUGGGGUCAAUGAAGUGCUCGAGGUUAUAUCUAAAGGUGCCAGUCAGUGGUCCAGCGAUCGACUGAGAAAGUUCCCGGAUCUUAAGUUUAAGUACGUCGAGGAGGACGCUCCCGAGGAGUUCUUCAUUCCAUAUGUGUGGACGUUGGUCUGCAAGUACGGCUGCGUGCACUUCAGCUCGGAGAGCAUCAAGAGCGUGACCACGGACAUAGCCUGCUAAUAUUUACUGCUCUAUCCCUUCCUCUCACGCACACACCCGGCUCCGCUUUGGUUUCCACCAUGUUUCGAUGCUUCUCCGUUUGUCUUCUGUGCGGGAUUACCCGAUCUUUAAGCCAUAUACCACGCCCUACCUUUUGAUCCAACCCAAAAUGUCGAAAUGCAGUAUCAAAAACAAAACAAAGCAAGAGAAAUGUUGCGCUAAAUAAGAGGCAUGCGCAUCUCGAACGUUGACGACAAGAGGAGACAAAGCAAACGAGAGAACUAACGAUAAUACAUAGACAUAGCUACGCUUAUACUAAUGUGUAUGUUAACAAGCAAUCCGGUCGGAAAUUGUUGUUCAAGUUAAAAUAUAGCAACCUUGAAACAUGAUCAUAUUUUGCCAAGCCGACUGCAAUGAGCAUGUUUAGAGGGAAGUUAAGCUCCGUACGCCUACAGAUCGAUGUUCUAAUCAAUGGGAAGCAGCAAAUCCAAUAAAAAGUAUAUAUACAUAUUAAAGAAUCGGAAUAUACAAUAUAUGCAAAAUAUAUUUACAUUUUAGUCUAUGGUAAUUAUAUAUUGUAUUGUAUUUAGCAAUUGAAAACGUCGAUAAACUAUAUAUUAACUAAAGUU